Molecule: messenger RNA, 354 nt
Organism: Ostertagia ostertagi
Lineage: Eukaryota; Metazoa; Nematoda; Chromadorea; Rhabditida; Trichostrongylidae
Source: the annotation of a GenBank genome assembly
AUGCUCUUCGUAUGGCUUGCAUUGUUCGCAUUCGUGGCUGCAAAGAGCUACAAUAACCAGGCAGGAGGAUAUGAGACGGCUGAGCAGAAACAACUCAAGCCCAAUAAACCUAUGUCGGCAGACAGUGGAGAUCAGCAGGCUUAUAACUCCGAUGGAGCCGUUCCUCUUCCUCCCCCUCCCCCUGCACCGAACAGCCCUGCAGUUCCUCCACCCCGUCCACUGCCUCAAUCGGGACCCGUAAGCAAACCGCCGUCACCUCCUUCAUCCCGACCACCUUCUCCACCUUCCGCAGCAAAGCCCUCCAGACGGGCACAACUUUCCCAAACGCUAUCUCCAGUGGCGUACAACUUCUGA